CACGCGCCCCGUACAUUGUGUUUAAGCAGAUACAGCUUUCUUUUGGCUACAACAGCUAUUCUAUUGUACACUGAAGGUGAACUCUCCCUCUUAACUAAAACAAUCGUGCAAACAAACACAUUUGAGUUCUUGCCUAUUUGAUCGCCCAGCAUUGUCCGUCGCCAACCCUCACCUCAAGUUGCUACAGUUCGCUCUCUCCAGUGCCAUAGCUGAUUACGAUCACACGUACGUUUCUGCCAUAGACACCCUGUUUUCUGGCAGAAUUUAGUCUGUCUACUGGUAAAAUUAACGAUACAGGCCCGAACAAAAGUACAGACAAAUACAAAGCAAACCGUACAGUUUUCUUCGCUGUUAGUAUUUUGUUAGGAAUUCACAACAGCAGUGUUAAUACCAGAAUGCAUUUAUGUUGUUUUAUAAACGUUCAGUCCCAUAUUUCAGUCUGAAAUUUAGUUGUCACAUUCUCCUUCAUUAACAGCAGCAGCGGCAGUAGUCUUCCUGCGCAAAAGGAGUUCUGAUGCUUUUACAUGUGCUACCUAAACGUCUGUCAGUCUGGCAACCUCUUUUGUCAACCAUAGCGUGCCUAUCCACUCUUGCCAUUGCUUAGUUUCCGCGCGAGGUGUGCUGAGCAGGUACCCGCCGUCAGGCGCCUGCGGCAAAAUCAGCGGGGGGUUAGUCAGCUGCUGAAAUCAACCAUCAUCGCCGUCUUGUACGUUGGCAGUAUCCAACAUUGGCUGUGAGGGCGAGAGUUGCUGUUAAUGACACAGGUAAUCUAUGUAGAAAUGUAACGUCCCUGUGAAACGAGAGGCUCUGCUAAGAAAAUGUGAUGACAGCACCGCCACGUUAGCCUCUAGGGAUGUGUGUAAGGCCGCCUAAGGCAUGUGGCCAAGUAAAGAACCGUUUUUCUUCAGUUAUCGAGGCAACUCGGACAGCAACCGGAGCAGCAAUUUACAGCACCGAUCAGCGCGUAGUGGCGGUACCAUUAAAUGGUCGUAGUGGAGCCAGGACGAGCGACGGAUCGAUUCCCCAGCAGUCAUUUUUGAAGUCUGGAGAAGUUGUGCAGCCUGCAAUGUACCGUUCACAGUAGCGGUGAAACCAGUGCAAAAGCAGUUGUUUUCGCCUCGCCUCGCCUUGCCCUGACUUUUAGCGCGAUGGACUGAUCCUGUGAUUAUAGAUACAGGCGGCGUUGGUCGCGUCAGUUUGUGAUUCUUCUGCUUCGAUUUGCCUAUUAUUGUGUGAACGUUUUUGCGCUUGUAAAAACUUCUGCUACUUUGCCCCGUUUCUUCUUGUUGGAAGGCAAUCGGAUGACCGGCAGCUGGUGCUAGACUAUGGAGGAUCCAUAUCCCGCUUGUAAAGAGGACAUUACGCGCGCUUUGGACAAGAGUCGUCUGCUCUUCAACCAGUGGACCCAGCUCAAACUACAGAGCAAGUCCAAGGAGGAGGUUGAGUGGACAUCGAAUGAACUUCGAAACUCGUUAAGAUCUGUCGAUUGGGACAUCGAGGAUCUAGAAGAGACCGAAAAUAGCUUAGAGAAAAAUCCCCGGCGGUUUAAACUUUCUCGAGAAGAAGUACUCGCACGAAGGGAAUUCAUUGAUAGAGUUAAAAAUGAAGUUUACCAGAUGAAAGAAAGCGUUCUCGGUGGAGAUCAUCAGGCUCAGAAAAAAAGCGCAAAAAAGAAACCUCCAGGGAUGGAUCUUUUUGGCCGAAGUGGGCCAGGAGGCUAUACUUCUCUCCGAAAUGAAGAAGCAAGCCCUGAACACCGAAUUGUCAUCCAAGGACGGGCAGCACAGCUUCAAAGGGACCUGAUAGGACAGCAGGAGCAAGAACUUGACCAGAUUCACACCACAGUUGGGACUCUCAAGGUAAUGUCCAAACAAAUUAAUAAUGAGCUAGAAGAGCAAAGCGUUAUGCUGGACGACCUGGGGAAUGAAAUGGAUUCUGCGGAGAACAGGGUGGAUAUUGCCCUUAAAAAGAUGGCUAAGGUGCUAAAUAUGUCGAACGAUCGACGACAGUGGCUCGCCAUCAUUGUUCUAUCUUGUAUUCUUCUUUUUGUCAUUUCCCUGUUUUUCAUACUCUAGACAAACAACACCUUGGGCUUGCGUCAUAAAUCGUGUAGAAGCCUUUUAUAGAAAGCGCAGGUGUCGGAAAGGCAAAAACAAUGAUUAGCCUUUUAUCAGCCGAACCUUGUGCUUCCAGUGACUGUAUCAGACAUUUAAAUCUUUGGCUGUAGCAAUUGUAAGGUCGUAACUUAUUGUAGCUAGCCUCCUUAAUUUCCAUGUGGCGCAGAUAAUCUAAUGAACUCCAAACGAAAGUUAAUGAUAACCCAUAGAGUAAUGACCUAUAAUUUAUUAGCGAACGCGGCAUACGGCUGCAAUGCUUGCGAUAUUGAACACAAGAAGCCGCGUACGUAACGAAGAGAAUAUUUUUAGGCAAGCGGAGUGUUGAACGCGGCUAUAGGUCGCUCGAUGAAGAGUCAUAGUGCACAAUGUCAAUUACCCCAUCACUGAUGCUAACGUAAAAUGCCACGAGGUAGACGGCUCGCUUGAAGGUUGUGAGUGCGUGUCACGUGUUGCUUUUUUCCUACAGUCGGCCAUUAUGUCGUAUUUCGGGUCAUGACAGCUAAGCUACUAGCAACUGAACGAAUCCGAACUUCAAACGAAUUCGGUGAUUGUUAAAAUAGGAUAGUAUUCGGGGCACUGCGGAAAAUAGAGAAUUGCAACCGUGGUUUCAUCCAUCAGAAUCUGCUGGCUCACUAGUUCGUCGAAGAUCCUUCAGCUAUAGUGCACGCACGUUAAAAUACUGGGUAAUCACCAAAAUCACUAUUGGUCUUAUAUCUAUAUAUAAUAUCGCUUGGUCAACUACGGUAAAAAAGUUGCUAAGUGUGAACGAAAGCAAAGAAAGCGUUAAAAGUAGAUCUCUGUUAAGUAACAGAACGAUGAUAGAAUACGAAUCGAAACAAUGAGAAGUAUACGAUAUCAAGACCUUUGUAACAUCGAAAUGACACCCCACUUAAACGUGACAAUAUGCAAUUGGAGUUUUGAAAUUAACGACUUGGAAAAGCGUUGUUGACUAUAAAUAACCCAUAUUUACUACAAACUUACGUUAAGCUUUAAACUAUAGCCAUAUAUGCAGUUUUUAUUAUGCGAUAUUUUGCGCAAAUCAUUCCAGUUACGUACUAAUUAUUUAACGAUAUUUUUAUUUUAUUGAACUUUUGCCGUUUGCCGAUGUUGUUUUUAUGAAUUUUUUUCCUUAGGU
Messenger RNA from Varroa destructor (honeybee mite), 3252 nucleotides. It is a transcript of the gene Syx6, whose product is annotated as Syntaxin 6. Gene Ontology annotation, cellular component: synaptic vesicle membrane; endomembrane system; SNARE complex. Gene Ontology annotation, molecular function: SNAP receptor activity; SNARE binding. The record is from RefSeq and is a predicted model, not a curated record. Gene Ontology annotation, biological process: retrograde transport, endosome to Golgi; Golgi vesicle transport; intracellular protein transport. NCBI's taxonomy places the organism in Eukaryota, Metazoa, Arthropoda, Arachnida, Mesostigmata, Varroidae.